AUGCUCUUUGCAGUGAUACUGUCGUUAUCCCUUAUACCUUGCCUCUACGCUCAGUUCUUCAACCCAGUUCAAAGAAGAGAGGUUUGGCGGAUCGGAGAACAAAAAAUUAUCACGUACAACACAAAGUUCAGAAACUACACAAUAGCGCUUUGGCAACAGUCCCUGGUGGCUGAUGCCGCGACCAUUGGAGACAUUUUAUUCUCCAUUCAGGAUGGCUCUGGUCCCGCCAAAGAGCUCACAUGGACAGUCGAGACGAACAACUUGGACUUGGACUCGUCCAAUGUCUUCUUCCUCUGGCUAUUCGAAGGCGAUCUGUCUCAUCAGGGAAACUUUGAUUUUCAACAAAUGUCCUCGGCCUAUUUCAAUAUUACAGACGAGCUUCCAAUUCCCAAAGUGACCUUAACAUCAAUAGUAGACACAACCUCGAUGACCCAGACCUCCGAGCUCCCAACAAGCACACAACUUCCUCCUUCUGAAUCUUCAGCAGAAACAUCGACCCAACAAACCACUAUCGACGGCGGAAAGACCGUGUCUACUGGCACACCGACAGCCAGUGCCAGCCAGGGUAGCAGAGCUGAGCCUUCUGGAGGCCUGCCUGUUGGAGCGCAGGCUGGGAUUGGAGUUGGCGUCGGUAUCAUCGGAAUCACUUGUGUCAUCUGCGCCAUCACCUGGUGCAGAUAUCUGAGGAAGCAUCAAAAGGCUCUUCACGAUCUGCAAGAGAUGGCGUUGUCGCAGCCUCCUGCGUAUACUCAUGGCUCUGCAGGGGCAGCACCGGCAACAGUUGAAGCACACCAGUCACCAGUGAGGUCGAAUGGCUAUUACAUCAGUCCGAAGCCUGUUGAGAUCGCCUGA
Messenger RNA from Colletotrichum orchidophilum, 852 nucleotides. RefSeq lists its product as uncharacterized. NCBI's taxonomy places the organism in Eukaryota, Fungi, Ascomycota, Sordariomycetes, Glomerellales, Glomerellaceae. The record is from RefSeq and is a predicted model, not a curated record. The coding region runs from base 1 to 852 and encodes 283 amino acids. The transcript has 2 exons.